AUGCCAACCGCAGCCGACGUUCCACUUCUAUACGAGGCCCUUCAGCGCAUACACGUGUUUCCAGGGAUGUUGGGUAGUCUUGAUUGCACACACUGGGAAUGGGCGGCAUGUCCAACCGCUUGGAAAGGGCAACAUCAUCGUGGUGACCACGAUGGUCCUACCCUAAUGUUACAAGCGGUCACUUCUCAAGAUAAAUGGAUUUGGCAUGCGUACUUUGGCAUGGCUGGUGCAAACAAUGACAUUGCAGUUUUAGUGUCCUCGAAUCUUUUCGACGAUGUCAUAAACGGGGUUGUACCAGAUACUUCAUUCUAUGCAAACGACAUGGAGUAUAAGUAUGGCUACUAUCUCACAGACGGUAUUUAUCCCGAGUGGGCGACGUUGGUAAAAACACUUUUGCGUCCAGAUGACGAAAAAAGAUUUUAUUUCAAGAAAAAACAAGAGUCAGCAAGAAAAUAUAUCGAGCGGGCUUUCGGUGUGUUAAAAAAAAGAUGGUCUAUCAUCGCCCAGCCGUCGAGGAUACUUGAAAAAAGUAAAAUAAGAAACAUCAUGUAUAUGUGUAUCAUUUUGCAUAACAUGAUAUUGGAGGAAUCGGGUAGAGCGUUUUAUGGAGAAAGCUAUGAUGAAAGUAACCAACCGACGAACCCAAUACUAACAUACGCUGUGAAAGAAGCUAUCCGAGCGAAGAUACAGGCUAGGAACACACACCAUAACCUUCGAGCCGAUCUGACCGAGCACCUAUGGUUUUAUCGUGAACAAGGAGGAGUCGACGAAGAUGACGAGUUAUAA
Helianthus annuus (common sunflower) is the source of this 786-nucleotide messenger RNA. Its product is annotated as protein ALP1-like. The transcript has a single exon. Lineage: Eukaryota; Viridiplantae; Streptophyta; Magnoliopsida; Asterales; Asteraceae. The record is from RefSeq and is a predicted model, not a curated record. The coding region runs from base 1 to 786 and encodes 261 amino acids.